Molecule: messenger RNA, 2080 nt
Organism: Labrus mixtus (cuckoo wrasse)
Lineage: Eukaryota; Metazoa; Chordata; Actinopteri; Labriformes; Labridae
Product: guanylate kinase-like
Exons: 7
Coding region: 87-686 (199 amino acids)
Biological process (GO): purine nucleotide metabolic process
Cellular component (GO): cytosol
Molecular function (GO): GMP kinase activity
Source: RefSeq, a predicted model, not a curated record
CCUGCAUUAAGCAAACAACCUGUUCUCACACACCCUCACUUGAAUUUCCUUGUCUGCUCGAGCUCUGUGUGCACUGAGGAAACGCUAUGGCUGGACCCAGGCCUGUGGUGCUGAGCGGGCCGUCCGGGGCGGGGAAGACCACGCUGCUGAAGAAGCUCAUGAAAGAAUACGACAGUGUGUUUGGCUUCAGCGUCUCCCACACAACAAGAAGUCCUCGUCCCGGAGAAGUGAAUGGCAAAGAUUAUCAUUUUGUCACACGAGAGGCGAUGCAGACGGGGAUAGAAAACGGAGACUUCAUUGAGCACACAGAGUUUUCAGGGAACAUGUACGGGACGAGUAAAGCGACUAUGCAAGACGUCCAGGCCAAGAACCUCAUCUGUAUACUUGACAUUGACAUGCAGGGUGUGAGGAGCAUUAAAAGUACCGACCUCAAUCCCAUCUACAUCUCUAUCCAGCCGCCAUCCAUGGAGGUCCUGGAAAACCGUUUAAGACACAGAAAAACGGAGACAGAAGAGAGCCUCCAGAAGCGUUUACAUGCAGCCAGAGUGGAUAUGGAGAUUAGUAAAGAGCAAGGAUUAUUUGAUACAGUAAUUGUCAAUGAUAGUUUGGAGGAAGCUCAUGGGCAGUUAAAGGCAGUUCUUCUUGAGGAAAUAAAAAAGGUCAAGAAAACCAACAUGUCUUCGUAGGAUACCGCAGCAUCCUUGCACCUUUUUAGUCCAGUCCAUCCACUCCUCACAAAAUCACAGACCUCCUAUCAAGUCGAGAACAUUCCCUCCGCUGGUCUGUGAAGCUCAGACGUCCCUUUGACAUGGUAUUCAGGAGAAGUUAUUACCAAAUGAUAUGUAAAGUGGAACUUUUUUUAAAAAUUAUCAACAAGAAGCAUUUCCAUGUUUUUGUUUUUAUUUGUAUGACGAAAAUAUACUCCAACAAUGCUUACUUGUAAAGUGUGAGGCUUUGUUUUCAGUGUGUUUGAGGGCAGAGUCGACCGAUAAACAACACAAGCGGAGAAACAAAACUCAUUCCAUUAUGUGGGCAAACCGGUCUUAUGAAGGGUGUGACAAAGUACAAUUCUGGAUAUCUUGAUUAGAGAGAGUUAGUUAUGCUACCUCUCAUUUGAGGUCUUUCUUUUUCUACAACCCGUCACAUCAUGAUGAUACAGAUGUGCAGUGUGAUGAAUACAUCACAGACUCAGUCAGGGUUUGAUCUCAGGCCCCUGCACAUGAUUAGUUCAGGAGGGGAAACUCCAGCUCUACAACUGAUUUCUCAAAAUAUGGUGGCUGUUUUACUUUCAUAAGAUUCAUAUACUAUAACUUUACUGAUUAAAUCAACUAUUCCAGUAUAUCUUCUUACAGGUUGUUGUACAUUUUUAGUGUUUGUGCUUGCUAAACUCCAUGUAAGUGUUUAAAGUUGUGCUUCAGCGGGAUUAAAUCCCAGGGUAGAGGUCGAAACUGUUGCUUCAAACAAACCGAGGACACCAUAUGUCACGAGGAUAAUCGCUCUAAAAUAACAGAUGAAAUGUUUACUUUGAAGUUGUACAUUUUUUUUUAUUGUCACUCUAUCAUGUUGUUGCUUCACCUGUACAGUAAAAUGACAGUUUUUUUGACUUUGAAGGAAAAUUAAACACUUUUUAUUCUUCGAAUGAAACACACCCACGUGUCCUUUAAGAUGUCUGAGUAGGUUCUCAGUCAUCCAGGUCAUGGUCAUUUGAAAGCUUGAUCCAAAGGAAACUGGACUGGUUAAAGAUCUUGACCAGCCCAGUUGCCUUUGGAUCAAGCUUCGAAGUCCUUUUAGACUUUCUGUAAUUUGUUGUGUUUUGCCAUUUACAACUUUCUCUGAAACAGAGUGAAAACAUACUUAAUUAUUUUUAGACACCUUUGUAGUACCAGUCCUUUUGCAGAACUGUUUCUGUUAUUUAAAUUGUCAACCUAAAUACAUGUAUAAUGUGUAACUGUUACAUUAUAGACAUUUAGAUGCAUGCUGUCAUCUGAUUUGAUUUGUAUCAUGUAACCGGCCCUUACUAGAACGUGUUUUGUGAAAAAAUGUCAUUGUGUAUGUCUAAUCCAUAAAACCUCCAACAGUA